Molecule: messenger RNA, 1821 nt
Organism: Centruroides sculpturatus (bark scorpion)
Lineage: Eukaryota; Metazoa; Arthropoda; Arachnida; Scorpiones; Buthidae
Product: folylpolyglutamate synthase, mitochondrial-like
Exons: 10
Coding region: 83-1501 (472 amino acids)
Biological process (GO): tetrahydrofolylpolyglutamate biosynthetic process
Cellular component (GO): cytoplasm; mitochondrion; cytosol
Molecular function (GO): tetrahydrofolylpolyglutamate synthase activity; ATP binding
Source: RefSeq, a predicted model, not a curated record
GCCUACUGACUUAGAUAGAUUAAAUAUCAUUCAUAUCUCUGGUACAAAAGGCAAAGGAUCUACGUGUGCUUUUACGGAAAGUAUGUUACGUCAUCGAGGAGUUAAAACGGGUUUCUACAGUUCUCCUCAUUUAGUUGCUGUUAGAGAAAGAAUUCGAAUAAAUGGAAAACCUCUGUGUAAAGAAAUGUUUACGUCAUAUUUUUGGGAGGUUUAUAACAAAUUAAAAUUACAAGAAAAGGCUGAAGAAGUAUCCAUGCCACCUUAUUUUAUGUUUUUAACAAUAAUGGCAUUUUAUGUGUUUCUUCAAGAAAAGGUAGACGUUGCUAUUAUAGAAGUUGGCGUUGGUGGUUUAUAUGACAACACAAACAUUGUGAGAUUGCCUGUUGUGACUGGGGUUACGUCUCUCGGUUAUGAUCACGUUGCCAUACUUGGAAAGACUAUUGAAGAAAUAGCUUGGCAAAAAGCUGGGAUAUUUAAAACAGGAGUUCCUGCCUUUACUGUUUCACAACCCCAAGAAGCUAUGAAAGUUUUACAGAAGAAGGCCUCUGAGAUUAAUUGUUCUCUACAUGUUGUACCUCCUCUUUCUACUUAUGAAUGGGAAAAAGUUGUGAAGUUAGGAAUUCCGGGUGAUGUCCAAACAACAAAUGCUUCUUUAGCAUUGCAAUUAUGUCAAAGUUGGAUUAAUCAGAGAAAACAAGAUUCCUCACAGAAGAAAGCAUCUACUAUCUUUCCAUUGAAUUUUGGUGCAGAUAAUCAUUAUUUGCCUCCUCCAUUAGCUUUGCCAUUUUCAAUCAGUACAAAAUUUGCAGAAGGUCUUCAGAAUUGUAGAUGGCCCGGUCGUCAUCAAACGAUUCACAGAGAUUCUAUUACUUACUUCCUAGAUGGUGCUCAUACUGCCGAAAGUAUGAUACCAUGUGUCAGGUGGUAUGCAGAAUGUAUCAAGAAAAUAGAGUCUAACAUAGGAGAUACAUACAAAGUGCUACUUUUCAAUUGCACUGGUGAGAGGAAAGCGGAAACAUUACUUACCCCUUUAAUUGACCUACCAUUUGAUUUAGUAGUAUUUUCUCCAAAUAAACUAGACUUAACAAAAGAUGCUACUUCAGAUCAAAGCAAUUUUACAGUGGAUCCAGAUAAAGAAUUAAUACAGUGUGAAAGAAAUAUGAAAGUAUGGAAUUACCUUUUAAGUUCUGUUUAUGAAGAAGAAAUAUCAUCCAAUGCCACAGGAACUUUAUCCAAGUCACUUCUAUCACAUUCGUCAGAACAAAAUAAUAACAAUACCAUAGUUUUUUCAUGUUUGAAAGACGCCUUGCAAUUCAUUUGCAAUAAUCACAAUUCCGAUUUAAAGAAAAAAGUGCCAAUGUUAACAAUGCCAAUUCCAAAUUUUUCAUCAUUUCCAUUAAAUUUGGUAACAGCUAAACACUUAUCUCUUUUUGUAACAGGAAGUAUACAUUUGGUUGGUAAUGUGUUAUCUUUAAUUGACCCAGAAUUACAAGAACAUUAAAAUUUUAAAUUAUAAAGUAGAUAUAUAUAUUUUUGCAGAAGUAUUAAGAAAACGAGAAAUGUUUAUUGAUAGCAGAUGAAGCAAAAAGAAUGUUUUUUUGGCUAUUAAAUUUUUAAAACAUUUGUUCAUUUUCCAUUUGAAGUAAAUGUACUUAAUGAAGAGCUAAAGGAAUUGAAAAGAUUCAAUCAAAUAAUUAUAUCAUUUAAAAUAUUUUAUGCAUCUUGUACAUUUAUGAAAUAUUUUUCAUAUAUUUAUAAUAUAUCAUAUCAGUUAAAAACAUGCCUGUGAAUUUAAUAUGAAAAUUUUUAUAUAAAUAAUUU